AUGGCUGCUAAGUUAUGUCUCCAACUCUUCCUACUUUUGGCCUUCGUUACACCUCAUUUGACAUCGGCUCGUCCUCUUCACAACCAUAAAUCAUCUCGACUUCUAUUUCCCGAGCAUCUCAUAGGAAGUAGUAAAAACGAUAGCAUCGUGGAAGGAAUUCAUAAAGUCAAGGCUUACCUUCAACGUUACGGUUAUUUCAGCAAUGAAAAUGAAAACAAUUUGAGCACAGAUGCAUUCGACGACGACUUAGAAUCCGCCAUUAAAUCAUACCAAAAAUUCUCCAACCUUAAGGUAAGUGGAGUCUUAGACAGGGAGACACUACAACAAAUGUCGAGGCCUCGAUGUGGGGUGGCAGACAAUUUCCAAUCAGUAGCACAACAAGAUGGUGAGAAUAAUAAUACUACUGUUCAAAUUGGUGGUUCACAUUUCAUGUUCUUCCCCGGCAAGGGAAAAUGGCCAUAUAGAAAGUGGCACUUGACCUAUGGAUUUGUCCAUAAUUACCCAAUGAAGCACGCCGCUGCAGUGGUUCGAGCUUUCGAUAAAUGGGCAGCUAAUUCGAAAUUUACAUUCUCCCUUGCCUGGAGAAUACAAACAGCAGACAUUUUAUUAAGUUUUGAGAGAGGGGAUCAUGGAGAUGGGAAACCGUUUGAUGGAGAAGGGGGAAUAUUGGGACACGCGUUUGGGCCGAUCGAUGGGAGAGUGCAUUUUGACGCAGAUGAGCAGUGGGCCGAAAUAGGUUCGCUUACGAACGAAAACUUUGAUUUCGAGUCUGUGGCAUUGCAUGAGAUAGGACAUGCACUUGGUCUCGGCCAUAGCAUUUUUCCAUCUGCCGUCAUGUGGGCUAAUAUGGAGACUGGUGUCAACAAGACUGAAUUGACUAUUGAUGAUAUUGAAGGCGUUCAUGCUUUAAAUGACCCUUAA
Cucumis sativus (cucumber) is the source of this 921-nucleotide messenger RNA. Its product is annotated as metalloendoproteinase 2-MMP. NCBI's taxonomy places the organism in Eukaryota, Viridiplantae, Streptophyta, Magnoliopsida, Cucurbitales, Cucurbitaceae. Bases 1 to 921 code for a protein of 306 amino acids. The transcript has a single exon. The record is from RefSeq and is a predicted model, not a curated record. Gene Ontology annotation, biological process: extracellular matrix organization; collagen catabolic process; proteolysis. Gene Ontology annotation, molecular function: metalloendopeptidase activity; zinc ion binding. Gene Ontology annotation, cellular component: extracellular matrix.